Molecule: messenger RNA, 2019 nt
Organism: Sesamum indicum (sesame)
Lineage: Eukaryota; Viridiplantae; Streptophyta; Magnoliopsida; Lamiales; Pedaliaceae
Product: amino acid transporter AVT6A
Biological process (GO): amino acid transmembrane transport
Cellular component (GO): membrane
Molecular function (GO): L-amino acid transmembrane transporter activity
Source: RefSeq, a predicted model, not a curated record
CUCUUUUGUCCACCUAACAUUCUAGUUCAUGAUUAUUGCAUCCAACUUGUUAUAGCCUAUAGGUACUUGCUAGAACCGGCGCGCGACACACAAGUGGAGAUAUAGUAGCUUUUGUUUCAGAAUUUUCCUCCCAGAUGAUACACAUCAUUGCAAAGAUUUUCAGUUGCAACAGCAGUUAAGAAUUUGAACCAUGACGAUCAGAGCACACAAGAAAUCCAAGAAUUCACCACGGAAGCCCAAGAAAGAAGCAGUUUCUGUCAGCAUCAACGAUGAAAAAGAAACCCCUCUGUUGAUGCCCAAGAAGAUAGAAAGCAGUAGCUUUAGUCAUCAAGAUUUCAACGGGGCUUCAUUUACAGGAGCAGUUUUUAACUUGUCAACCACCAUAAUUGGUGCUGGUAUCAUGGCUCUGCCAGCCACCAUGAAAGUCCUCGGCCUUGGACUUGGUAUUGCUCUCAUUGUGUUUGUUGCCGUCCUCACAGAGUUUUCUGUGGGUUUGUUGCUGCGGUUUAGUAAAGCCGGCGGGUCGGCUUCUUAUGCCGGAGUUAUGGGAGAUGCAUUUGGAGAUGUGGGCCGGAGAAUUUUGCAAGUUUGUGUGGUAAUCAAUAAUAUCGGAGUGCUAAUUGUGUACAUGAUCAUUAUUGGUGAUGUGCUAUCUGGAUCAUCUUCAAGUGGGGUUCAUCACGCUGGCAUUUUAGAGGGCUGGUUUGGGGAGCACUGGUGGAACGGGCGAUUCUUUGUUCUUGUUGUGACCACUCUUGGUGUGUUUACUCCAUUGGCAUGUUUCAAGCGCAUUGAUUCUUUAAGACACACCUCUGCAUUGGCAGUUUUUCUGGCAUUUGUUUUUCUUUUGAUUACGGCAACCAUUGCUGUGGUUAAAUGGCUUCAAGGAACCACUACAAUUCCAAGAUUUCUCCCUGAUGUCACUGACAUUAAUUCAGUCUGGGCGCUUUUCACUGUUGUUCCUGUUCUCGUGACGGCAUAUGUCUGCCAUUUCAAUGUUCACAGUAUUGAAAACGAGCUUGAAGAUCGUUCACGGAUAAAUUCAGUUGUCCGAACAUCAUUGGCACUAUGCUCAAUCAUAUACAUCAUGACGAGCUUCUUUGGGUUCCUCCUGUUUGGUGAUUCGACUCUUGAUGAUGUGCUGUCCAACUUCGACUCUGAUCUUGGCAUCCCUUUUAGUUCCCAGCUUAAUGAUAUCGUUCGUGUCAGCUACGCUCUUCAUCUCAUGCUUGUUUUUCCAGUCAUAUUCUAUCCACUUCGCCUGAACUUGGACGGCUUUCUGUUUCCGUCUUCCAUUCCUCUGGUCACUGAUAACAUUCGGUUUAGCUUGCUCACAGCUGGACUCAUUGCUGUAGCCUUCUUAGGUGCAAAUUUCAUUCCCAGCAUUUGGGAUGCCUUCCAGUUCACCGGUGCAACAACAGCAGUUUGCAUUGGAUUCAUCUUUCCUGCUGCAAUUGCUCUAAGGGACGCACACGGUAUAACUUCUUGGAAGGACAAAACUUUGGCUGUUUUCAUGGUUGGUCUAGCCGUAUUUGCGAGUCUGGUGGCUAUAUACAGUGAUGCCUAUGCCAUCUUCAAGAAAAAUGCAUCCCCUUCGCGUGAAUGAUUUCACAGGGUGUUGCCAGCAGCAGCAGCAGCAGCUCCCGUAAAAGGCUCAGGCCUAACUCUUGUCCCAUGGACGCGAGUUGUAUGAGAAAAAUGGCUGAAAAUGUUAUUGCACUGUGUCUUUUGAGGAUCUCUGCGUGCACUCUACCAUUGAAGUGCUGGUUUAGUUAGUUUUCAAUAUUCAAUGUUGUUUCUGCAGGACGUAAGUAUAUUAUCUUAAACUUGGAUAGCUGAUAUAAACAAUCUCUUAAGACCCCAUUUACAUUCAGGAAUUGUGUGAUUACUUCCUAACAGUCCAGCCCCUGAUUGACAGGAAAGGCCGCUACUGUUCAUGGUUUUUAUUGUACUUGGUCGAUUGUAAUCUGUCCUAUGCUGGGCAGAUUACUAAGGAAUUAAAAUUCCCUUCGCCAGUUG